Molecule: messenger RNA, 3506 nt
Organism: Carassius auratus (goldfish)
Lineage: Eukaryota; Metazoa; Chordata; Actinopteri; Cypriniformes; Cyprinidae
Product: gastrula zinc finger protein XlCGF8.2DB-like
Exons: 3
Coding region: 162-1277 (371 amino acids)
Biological process (GO): regulation of transcription by RNA polymerase II
Molecular function (GO): RNA polymerase II cis-regulatory region sequence-specific DNA binding; DNA-binding transcription factor activity
Source: RefSeq, a predicted model, not a curated record
CGUCAUGAGCGUGCGCCGUGUGUGAUUCGGCUGAAGAAAGUCUGACUGACUCCCUCACCAGAGAUUUACUUUGGGUUUAUAUUUCUAUCUUUUAAAUUCUCAUCUUAAACAGAACGCAGAGAAAAACUUAUUCUGAAUCAAUUGAGAUCCACGUGAUAAAGAUGGAGUUUAUUAAAGAGGAGAUUGAAGACGUGAAGAUUGAAGAAGCUUUCAGAAUCAAACAAGAAGAUACUGAGACACAAACAGACCUGAUGCUGCUGAAAAUUGAGAGUCAAGAAUUCGAUGAAGUGGAAGAGAAAAAUCUGUGCGAGAUAAAACGUGAUUUCAUGACGGGAGAAAAACCCAGACAGACUGAAAAGAUUUCCUCCCGAAAAAGAGCUCAGAAGACCAAACCUAAUCAAACACAAAACCUUGAAACCCACAAGAGUGUUCACACUAAAAAGAUGUUUGUAUGUGAUCAGUGUGGAAAGAAUUUCUCAAAAAAGAAAUGCCUUAAAAUACAUGUAUUUAUUCACUCCACGGAGAAACCUUUCACGUGCAACCAGUGUGGAAAGACUUUCAAAUUAAACAAAUACCUUUCGACUCACAUGAGAGUUCACACAAAAGAGAGGCCUUUCACCUGCAAACAGUGUGGAAAGAGCUUUUCACAAGAAGUGCAUCUGAACACUCACUUAAAAGUUCACUCUGGAGAGAAGGCGAUCACAUGUGACCAGUGUGGAAAGAGAUUCACACGUAAAGGAGAUCUUAAUACCCACAUGACCCUUCACACAGGAGUGAGACCUUACAUCUGUCAAGUGUGUGCGAAGAGGUUCUCAUGCAAAGGAAAUCUUAACACUCACAUGAGAACUCACACUGGAGAGAAGCCCUUUAUAUGUGACCAGUGUGGAAAGAGUUUCAGAUUUAGAGCAACUCUUAGCUACCACAUGACUAUUCACUCAAGGGCAAACUCUUUCAUCUGUCAUCAGUGUGGAAGGAGUUUUACAGACAGAGAUGAUCUUAAGACUCAUGUAAUGACUCACACCGGAGACAAGCCCAACAUGUGCCAUCACUGUGGAAAGAGUUUCUCAAAGCAAUUCCUCCUUAAGAAUCACAUUAGGAUUCACACUGGAGAGAAACCCUUCACCUGCAAACAGUGUGGAAAGAGUUUCGCCAUUAAAGUAAACCUACAGUCUCACAUGAGGGUUCACUCUGGAGAGAAGCCGUUCACCUGCCAUCAUUGUGGAAAGAGUUUCAAAAUUAAAAGAAACUUUAACAGUCAUGUGAGCCGUCAUGUGUAAAAUGUAUUCAGCCAUCGCACUUGAUGCAUCUGUGCAUGUGUUUGAGACGCUAUAUGUGUCGAAGGAGUUUUAAAUGACAUAAAUUGCAAGACUUGAAUUGUGCUUGUCAGAUAAGGAUAAGGCAUGGGGGGAAAGCCCUUAGAGAAAAGAAAAAUUACCUUUUAGUUUUUUCUCUAGUUUCAGUGAAUCUUGGCUUCCGUCGACAUUUUACUGAAUAUACCUGCUUUGCUCCACUGCCUCUGUGCUGUAGAUCAUUGGUCUUCAACCCUGCUUCCACCACUUGUUGCAUGAAGCUAGAUUAACUAAUUCAGAGUAGGUUUAGAGUUGACAAAACCAAGCAAAUCCAACUUCCAACACUCGAUAGGUCUAUAAAUGUUAUGUCAUCUCAGCGUUUGGACCUGAUUAUGUGAUUAACACUGGAGUGCUGACAGCUGAAACCAGGGCUGGGAAUCGAUUACAAAAAGAAUAGAUUCCGAGGUGUUGGGAAUCAAAGGAGAAUCGACUCCUCAUUCAGUCUUUUACAGUUCAACAAAGCUUAUAUAGAGUCCUUUAAAAGAAAGGCUACAUCUGACAAAGGCUGCACACAUUUAAAAUCACAAAAAUAAGCCGAAAGAAAACGAGUCGGUACUGAUCAUUUGAAUUUUAGGAUGUAGUUUUCCAUUUCAGAAGCACAAUUCUCCAAAGCCGUAAUUACAACAAGGUUAUUUUUACAUUUUAUAUAAAAGAAAAAAAUGUAUAGAUUCGGAGGAUAUUUUAUGGUAGAACUGGUCCAAAAUUAUCCUCAAUAUUGAGCCCUGCUUGACAGAACAGAUCUUGACAUCAUUGAGGGUCUUGAUCUUAUUACCAUCUGAAAUACUAUUAUUUAAAACGUUUCUAUCAGCCAAUGAAAAUUAUAAAAGAAUGUCAGUGGCCGAGAGCGCAUCUGAUUGACAAAUAAACCAUGAGCUCUAUCAGUCAUUAAUAUUCAGGUUAUUUUGUUUCAGCAUACAGUUUGUUAAUAUUGUGCAAAGUAUACAAAGUAAACUUCAUCAUUCAGCUGAACUGUGCACAUUUAUUUAUUUUACAAACAAAGCUUCCUGUUAUAGGAAGGAUACAUUAUUUGACCUAUUCUGCAGUAAUCAUGGUGAGAUUAGGUUCCUUCAUUCUACAAAUAACAGUGAGGAAUCGAUUCUUGCAAUCUAUUCCCAUCUAUUCCAGGACCAGGAAUUGUAAUCGAUUCCAUAACAGCCCUACCUAAAAUAAAAUGGAGAGCCUCAGUUUGAUAAUCUUCUCUGCUGAAGAUUAGGAGAUAUUAUUACCCAUGUAAUUGACAUUCUGCCCGUUUGCUUUUAAUUUCAUGGACUUUUAGUAUGUAUAUCCUCUUGUAACCUGUUGUAUUUUCCUGCCAGACAUUAGUCACUAUGGCUACUCAUUAACUAGUCCUCUUUGAGACCAUGCAUUUUAAGUCCAGGAUCGUGUAUGGUUUCUGUUAAGAGCUAGAGUAUUGUAUCGUUGAUUCUUUUUUCUAUUGGAUUUCCUGAGUUUACUUUUAAUAAACCAGUGUAUUUAUAAUCUUCUUCUACCUUCAUCUUCAUUGGACUGAAAAUGUUCCCAAACAUGAAAAAGAUGAUGGAGAACACCUUUUUUUCAAGAUGGAAGGAACCGUGCUAGAAUCUGUCACUCUCUUCCAUCAUGGCACUUCUAACGACCUGUUCCUCAUGAGCUGAUUUUCCACUGUUGAGUGUGCCAAUAGCCUUGCACUUCAAGCUGCAAGCCCAAAAUCAAGCUGUGUUUCCACUGUUUGGACUAAGACUAUUAAAACCUGGCUUUAAAGGGGUCAUCAGAUGCUAAAUUCACUUUUACAAGAACAUAAAUGUGUGGUAGCAGUGCGUGUACACAUCUACCCUAUAAUGAUAAAAAUCCACCAAGUGGAUCAGGCUGUUCCCAGCUUCUUGUCUGUGUAACGUCACACGGACAGAGGCCCUUCCCGAAUUGUUGAUUGACAGUGCCUUCUUACCUUAGACCCGUCCCGAGUGAGCUGUCAUCAGUCUGCCAUUGUUUCACCGCCUGAGCAAAUGUAGACAAGAAUGACUCCUAAGUGAUCAAGGUGCUUUGUUGUUUGAUGUAAUAAUGAAGAUAGCAGAAGUAAUUUACUCCCAACAUCUGAGCUGCUGAAGAUGCAGUGGAUUACAUUUGUUUUUUAGUGGAAUGUGCCGAUCCUGAUGUACAUAAAUAAAUGUGUGUUUGUGC